Branchiostoma floridae (Florida lancelet) is the source of this 5841-nucleotide messenger RNA. Its product is annotated as SCO-spondin-like. Gene Ontology annotation, molecular function: protein binding. Gene Ontology annotation, cellular component: extracellular matrix. The transcript has 45 exons. The record is from RefSeq and is a predicted model, not a curated record. Bases 145 to 5841 code for a protein of 1898 amino acids. NCBI's taxonomy places the organism in Eukaryota, Metazoa, Chordata, Leptocardii, Amphioxiformes, Branchiostomatidae.
CCACUACCGCACGUUCGACGGUCGGCAGUACAGCUUCCACGGGGACGGGUCAUUCAGCCUGUCCCAGAGCGUGGACGGGACCUGGUACAUCCACGCCAAGAACCUGGACUGUGACUCCUGUGAACCUGCCACAAAUUUUUGACCAUGCAGUUUGGUGCUGAUCUGGUCCAGGCUGAAGGAAGGAACAUCACCGUUAAUGGUGAAGCUAUAGAAGUGGCCCCCGACACAUCUGUUGCCAUAAAUGGGCUGAUACUGAAGAGGCUAGGGGAGUUCAUGUUCCUGGACUCGGCGCUGGGUGUGCGUGUGAAGUGGGACGUCGGUCCGACCGUGUACGUCACCAGCACCAUGGAGAACGUGGACAAGACCCAAGGGCUCUGUGGUGUCUACAACUAUGAUGUAUCAGAUGACUUUACCACACUGUCUGGGGAACAGACAAACUACGUCACCUACUUUGCCAAUUCCUGGAAGAUGUGUGAGAUUGGUGAUGCAGACUGUGCAGACGUGGCAGACGUGGGACACUUCUGUGACCAGUACCCCAGCAGAAAGGCAAAUGCUGAGAUCAUCUGUAACAAACUGUUGGAGGAUCCAUUCAGUUCCUGUAACUUUGUGAUUGAUCCGAGCCAGUACUUCGACAUGUGCACCUAUGACUACUGUAGCUGGCCGGAGGAGGAGGACCGUGUGAAGGCAGUCUGUGGUACCAUGGCUGCCUAUUCCCGGGAGUGUGCCGAGAGUGGCGUGGUCUUUAACUGGAGAUCAGACGACCUGUGCGGUAAAUCGUGCUACAAUGGGACCGUGUACACAGAGUGUGGCAGCCAGUGCCCCCGAACUUGUACAGACAUGCAGUUCAGCCUCGAGAGCAGCUACUGCUCAGCUGAGUGCGCACCAGGCUGCGAGUGUCCCAAUGAAAUGGUUUUGGAUGGAGAUGUUUGUGUGAUACCAGAGAGCUGUCCAUGCUAUCACCACAGGGAGCGAUAUGAGGCUGGCGAGACCAUCAUGCAGGAGUGCAAUGAAUGUGUCUGCCACACGGGUCUGUGGACUUGCACUGAGGACAGGUGUGCCUCUACCUGUCACUUCAUGGGAACUGGGCAUGUGAAGACCUUUGAUGGGAAACACUUCAACAUUCAGGGGGCUGACUGCCCUUACGUACUUGUGGAGGAUGUUGCUGGGAUAAAAUUCCGAGUGACGACCAAGCUGCAGCCAUGUUCCUCCGGCAGCAUCACGACAUGCAUGGACUCCCUCACCAUCCAAACCUACAAGGACAACGUCAAACUCAUGGCCAAUGGACUGGUCUACCUCAACGGGGAGUUACAACGUCUCCCAUACAGGAGUACAGACCUGUACCUGAAGAGAGCUUCCUCCCUGUACACUGUGGUGGAGGGUUUCGGUGUGACAGUGAUCUGGGGAAGCCUGAAUGAGGUUUAUGUGGUGCUGGACCCAUAUUACACUGCUCAAGUUCUCGGUCUGUGUGGAACAUUUAACUGGGACCAGCACGAUGACUUCACCACUCGGGACGGGGACGUGGAGUCAGCCGAAAACACCUUCACUGACAGGCUCAGACUCACCCUCUCCUGCCCUGAUGUCAUAGAGGAGUAUGUCAGUGCUUAUGGUGUAUACUUCCAAAACCGAGCAUACAGCCAGGAGAAGUGCGGUAUCCUGAACAGCGAGGUCUUCGCUCCCUGCCACGACCACGUGGACAAGACGACGUACUACGACCUGUGUCUGGACGACGUGAGCGGCUGUCCAUGGAUAGAUGACCCGGGGAACUGCCUCUGCCCUGUGCUGUCGGCCUAUGCCAUGGCCUGUGCUAAGGAAGGCGUGGAGGUGGACUGGAGGCUACAGGAGGAGGUGUCUGCCCUCUGCUACAAGCAGUGCUCGGGUGGGCAGACCUACCACGAAUGUCUGGACCCCUGCAUGCGGACGUGUGGGGACCAUCGGCAUGAUGAGCUGUGCGCAGACCUGCACGACGUGGGGUGCGUGGCCGGGUGUAACUGUCCUGAGGGGCAGCUGCUGGAUGAUGAGGGCAGGUGUGUCCACCUGGAGGACUGCACCUGUGUGGACAUGUACACCGGGGAGGUGUACCCUCCUGGGAAGAGGAUCAAGCAAGGGUGCAAAGUUUGUGAGUGUAUAGAGGCCAAGUGGAACUGUUCGGACAGGUUCUGCUUCGGUACAGCCAUCUGUCCCAACAACCAGGAGUUCAGCCUGGAGGCGUCCCCGUGCCCACUGACAUGUGACAACAUGGAGUACGAGUGGGACUGCAAGGCACCGCCAUUUGAAGGCUGCGACUGCCCCGAGGGAUAUGUGUUCUCUGGGGACUGGUGUGUGCUGCCUGAGAACUGUCCAUGCAGACAUGGUGGGAAGGACUACCAGAGAGGGGAAGUCAUACAGAAGGACUGUAACACCUGCAUGUGUGAGGGGAAACACUGGAGCUGCACUCGUGACAAAUGUGCAGGAAUGUGCCAUGCAAGUGGCGACCCUCACUACGUGACGUUUGACGGGAGAGCCUACUCCUUCCAAGGGGACUGCAGUUAUGUCUUAGCAAAGGAGGCUGUGAACAACUCCUUCACAGUGACAGCUGAGAACGUCCCGUGUGGUUCCUCUGGGGUGACCUGUACCAAGUCUGUUACUGUCACCAUCAAAGGGACAGAUAUUCUCAUGUCUACAGGCAGGGUAGUCCGAGUGAAUGGUGUAGUUGUGAACCUGCCCAAGUACUACGAGGGUUCAGGGAUCUACAUCCGCGAGGCCGGCAUGUUCGCCAUCUUAAAGGCUAAGCUGGGACUGGAGGUCAAGUUCGAUGGAGGUACCAGAGUGUUCAUCCGUGUGGAGCCCCAGUAUCAGAACUGCAUGGCUGGACUAUGUGGAAACUACGAUGGAUUCCAGGACAAUGACUUCACCACCAGAGCGGGCAGCUCGGAAACCUCCCCGACCAUCUUCGGGAACUCCUGGCGCGUCAGCCAGGCAUGUGGGGAACUGGCAGAGGGGGAUGACAUCAAACCUUGCGAGCUGAAUCCCAUGAAACUGCCCUGGGCGGAGCUGACAUGCUCUGCGCUGAUGUCGGCCAUGUUUGAGCGGUGUCGCCAGGUGGUGCCCUACCUUCAGUACUAUCAGUGGUGUUUGGAUGAUGCUUGUGGAUGUGAUUUUGGAGGGGAUUCAAAGUGUGUCUGCACUGCAAUUUCAUCAUACGCCGAGGCUUGCAAUGCAGCAGGCAUCUAUGUCCGCUGGCGCUCACAGGAGCUGUGUCCCAUGCAGUGUGACAAUGGGUACAUCUACGAGGCGUGCGGACCCAUCUGCCAAUCGUCGUGUUCUGGUGGCCAGGAGGAGUGGUACUGCCAGAACAGCACCUGUACGGAGGGAUGCUUUUGUCCUGACGGCUGGUUCCCAGAGGGAGACAGCUGUGUGGAGGCCCGAGAAUGUCCCUGUUUCCUGUAUGAUGUGGAGUAUCCUGCUGGGGCAGUCUACAUGGUCAACUGUCAGACAUGUAACUGUACAGGAGGAGAGUGGAUCUGUACAGGGGAACUCUGCGAGGGAGAGGAAGGUGUUGGCACCUGCACACCGGAUGAAUUCACCUGUUCAAACGCACGCUGUGUGCACAUGGCUUGGGUAUGUGAUGGACAGAACGACUGUGGCGACGGGACAGAUGAAACCAACUGUACAAUGAAAACUUGCUCUUCAGUGGCCUUUCAGUGUGACAAUGGUCAGUGCAUCCCUCAGGAGUAUGUUUGUGAUGGAAUGCCUGACUGUAGUGACUACACGGAUGAGCAAGCCUGCCCUGCUCCGACGUGCACCAACAGAGAGUUCAAGUGUGAGAAUGGAAGAUGUAUCCCACAGUCCUUUGUGUGUGAUGCAGAAUUUGACUGUGGGUUUGAAGACCAUUCAGAUGAGGCAGACUGUGGAGAUGAGUGUGGCGUUGGGGAAUUUUGGUGUGGUUUACAAUCCUUGUGCAUGCCCCUCACCCUGCGCUGUGACGGCCACGAUGACUGUGGGGAUGGGAGUGACGAAGCCCUCUGCUCUUGCCUGCCUCAUGAAUUCACCUGUGCUAACGGAUACUGUAUUCUUCGGACUAAGCUAUGUGACUCAGUUGAAGACUGUCCCAGGGGUGUGGACGAAAACAUCAACAUCUGUCCCUCCAACGGCACUGGUAACGGCACAGCGGCCCCCUGUGAUGGCUUCCUCUGUCAGAAUGGCCAGGAAUGUAUAGAGUCCAUCCUCAUGUGUGAUGGAAGAGCAGACUGCUUUGAUGGCAGUGAUGAAAGCUUACAGCACUGUCAGCUAACAUGUGGAGCAGGCCAGUUUAUGUGCUCUAAUGGCGCCUGCAUAGCGGUUAACAAAACUUGUGAUGGCACGAUGGACUGUCUCAGUGGGGAGGAUGAGAGCCUACCUCAAUGCCAUGGCACUACAACAGUUUCAGCACCAGGGACAGUAUCUACCUCGCAGGCUCCACCUGGCACCAAUGAACCAAUGGGUACCUGUGCCAGUGGCUGGUUCCAGUGCUUUUUCGACCUCACCUGCAUCCCAGCUAGUUUUGAAUGCGAUGGACAGACCGACUGUGAUGACGAGUCAGAUGAAAUGUUCUGUGGUUACGGGUUCACAGGGUCACCUCCUCUCACCUCAACGGAAACAUCACCUGUAACAACAACCAUCCCAGUUACAUCUCCACUUGCAACAACCCUGGUCACACCACCGGGUAGUUGUGAGUAUGUGUGUGCCAAUGGGAGAUGUCUGAAUGCCAGCCAGGUGUGCAACACCCUGCCUGAGUGCGCUGACGCUGCCACAACCCAGCACGGUGUGGACUCUGAUGAAUAUAGAUGCGGAGGCUACACGGUUUGGUACCCCUGGGAGCCGUGCAGCGCCUCCUGUGGGGAUGGUACUCAGACCAGACACCGGUACUGUGCUGACCCCCAGCCUCUUCCGGAUGACCCCCUACGUGCCUGCAAGGGAGAGGAUUCUGAACAAAGGCCCUGUUAUAUAGAGGCAUGCCCAGCCCCGCCCAGCUGGGGUCCGUGGGGUACGUGGUCCAACUGGACUGGCGGCUGUCUGGUCGGGUUCACCUAUCGCGAGCGCAGGUGUCGCACAAACUACCAGACAGGUGAUGAGGAGUGUGAGGACGUACCAGGUGCGGACAGCACUUACCUGGAGAUCAUGGCGCAGAACGUAUCUCAGGACUGUGGUCCGGAGUCAUGCAGGGACAAGCAGGAGUAUCGAGACAGGGACUCCUGUCUGGUGUGUCCACCGUCUUGUUUGGGGCUGGCUGACGGAGUAGAAUGUGUUCCUGAACCAUGUGAAGCAGGUUGUUUCUGCCCAGAUGGUUACUAUGAGGACAAUGGUGACUGUGUGCGUGUGGAGGACUGCCAGUGCUAUCACAAUGGUUCCUUCUACAGCCCUGGUGCUGAGCUGCUGAUCAGGCCAUGUGAAACAUGUAUCUGUUCUGAAGGUCAGUGGACCAACUGCUCCAUCCAUUCUCCAUGUAACGUGGACUGUGGUUGGUCGGAAUGGUCCACCUGGGGAGAGUGCCUGGGGGCCUGUGGCUCAUCUUCGUUCCAGUGGUCCAGUCGAAUGCCGGACCACCCCUCCAGACAGGGUAAUGGUACAGCCUGUGUGGGGCCUGACACACGGCUGCAGAACUGUACUACAGACCCAUGCCCAGCCUGCACUUUUGAAGGAAUGGAAAAACAGAUUGGAGAUCAGUGGACCAAUGGGUCCUGCCAUAUCUGUGACUGUCUGCAGGAUGCACUCAUUGUCUGUUCUAAAUACUGCCCUCUUAAGGACAUAGGCUGCCCACAGGUGAAUCUGAAUCACAUACUGUUCAGGAUUGACACCAAGCACUACGUCAUCACCAGGUCAUAG